Pseudophryne corroboree (corroboree frog) is the source of this 880-nucleotide messenger RNA. RefSeq names its product kazal-type serine protease inhibitor domain-containing protein 1-like. Bases 1 to 873 code for a protein of 290 amino acids. Gene Ontology annotation, biological process: regulation of signal transduction; regulation of cell growth. The transcript has 4 exons. Gene Ontology annotation, cellular component: extracellular region; interstitial matrix. Lineage: Eukaryota; Metazoa; Chordata; Amphibia; Anura; Myobatrachidae. Gene Ontology annotation, molecular function: insulin-like growth factor binding. The record is from RefSeq and is a predicted model, not a curated record.
AUGCCCCCUCACAUCCCAGCAACGCUCCAGGUUCUGCUGCUGUCCGCAAUGCUCUCCUCUCUGCCCCCUCCAGCUCUGCCCAGAUUCAUACCCACCAGAGGAUGGUCCACAGAGAACUGUCCCCCGUGCCAGGUGGGACGCUGCCCUCCAGUUCCCCAGCGUUGCCCGGCUGGCAGGGUGACAGAUCACUGUGGCUGCUGCUGGCAGUGUGCCAAUGUGGAGGGGCAGAUGUGUGACAUGCCCUGGCAGAGACACCACCUGGGGACCUGCGGAGAGGAGCUGCAGUGCCGGGUGAAGGCUGGGCACAGCGAGGAGCCACAGUGUGUCUGCUCCACUCAGGAGAGUGUGUGUGGAACCGACCGCAGGACAUACAGGAACCUCUGCCGCUUACAGGAGGCCGCCCGGAUGAAGAGGAGGGUGACGCUGAGGCUGGCACAUAGAGGCCCCUGCCAGGAAGCUCCCGUCCUCCUGAGUUCUCCGCGGGACGCUGUGGCUGUGGCCGGUCAGACUGUGAUUCUGGGGUGUGAGGUGUCUGCACAGCCCAUUGCUGAGCUGCAGUGGAAGAAGGACGGGGCCGAGGUGCCGCUCCCGGGGGAUAAGAGGCAUGUCAUUGUACAGUCCCGUGCGGGUCCUCAGAGGCAUCAGGUGACCGGCUGGUUGCAGAUAACUCACGUUAGACUGAGGGACGCUGGGUUCUAUACCUGUCAGGCAUGGAACAUGUUUGGAGAAGUGUCUGCGUCAGCAAAAUUGCGCGUCAUUCCGCCCGACUCCCCAUUGGCCUCGGAAGUCUCUCCUCACCUUGUUGGGGUGUUUGAUGUGACAGAUGACGAAGAUGACCUGUCAAGCGAAGGUUCCUCUGGGUCACAUGAGUGAGGCUGGA